AUGGUACUGGACUACACAGCGGCGGACAUGUCUGUAAUGACGAUCAUCGCCAUCAGCGUCGACAGGUACCUUAUGGUGCACAACUCCAUUCGGCAUCUAUCGAGACAAUCCCACAGGAAGGUAGCCAUAAUUUGCAGUAUCCUCUGGAUGACUUGUCUAGCUGCCCAUUCGACUCUAGCCUUCACCUACUCCUCAAGGACAGGAUUCCUGCAUGAUGAGAACAGAAUAGCCGCAUGUGACCUUGGGUACGGAAAGAAUCUGGUCGUCCUCAUUGUAAUGUUCUUAAUCGAGUUCCUGGUUCCUGCUAUAUGCGUCUCCGCCCUGAAUCUCACAGUGUAUUUUCGUUUGAAGAGACGUACCAACAAGCUCCAAACCAGGCAAGGUCGAGACCACCAAGUAUCAUCUGCGUCUCGGACAACCUCCUUUGAAAACGAUGACAUGCAAAUUCAUGGAAGCGGAUCAGGUUCUCAACACCAAAAAGCGGCAAGAUUCUUGGCAUUACUUCUGAUUGUCUUCACAUUAUGCUGGUUGCCCUUCUAUAUAAACGGAUGCUAUACAUUUUUCAAUUCCUCUGGUGUUCAAAAUGAAGCGCUUACCCAUCUAGUGUCAUUCGUUCUGUGGAUGAAUUCUGCCAUAAACCCAUUCUUGUAUGCUUUCACCAACGUCUUCUUCAAGGAGAAUUUUAAGCAGUUUUUGAGAUGCAAGUGA
Messenger RNA from Strongylocentrotus purpuratus (purple sea urchin), 708 nucleotides. RefSeq names its product adenosine receptor A1-like. The transcript has a single exon. NCBI's taxonomy places the organism in Eukaryota, Metazoa, Echinodermata, Echinoidea, Camarodonta, Strongylocentrotidae. Gene Ontology annotation, cellular component: dendrite; synapse; membrane. The record is from RefSeq and is a predicted model, not a curated record. Gene Ontology annotation, molecular function: G protein-coupled serotonin receptor activity; G protein-coupled acetylcholine receptor activity. Gene Ontology annotation, biological process: chemical synaptic transmission; G protein-coupled receptor signaling pathway, coupled to cyclic nucleotide second messenger; adenylate cyclase-inhibiting G protein-coupled acetylcholine receptor signaling pathway. Bases 1 to 708 code for a protein of 235 amino acids.